Messenger RNA from Acanthopagrus latus (yellowfin seabream), 3284 nucleotides. It is a transcript of the gene mier1b, whose product is annotated as mesoderm induction early response 1b, transcriptional regulator. NCBI's taxonomy places the organism in Eukaryota, Metazoa, Chordata, Actinopteri, Spariformes, Sparidae. Gene Ontology annotation, molecular function: transcription corepressor activity; histone deacetylase binding. The transcript is spliced from 13 exons. The record is from RefSeq and is a predicted model, not a curated record. Gene Ontology annotation, biological process: negative regulation of transcription by RNA polymerase II. Gene Ontology annotation, cellular component: nucleoplasm. Bases 99 to 1685 code for a protein of 528 amino acids.
AGCGGUGGAAGCGUUAUGAGCUUAGUACUGCAGGUGGGCGGGGCUCUACAUCCGGGGACUUGCGCUGACCCCUGACGUGACCCUGCAGGAUUGCAAACAUGGCGGAGCCCUCCCUCGGGAAUUCGAGCCCAGGAGGUUCAGCAGGUUCCGAUGACCAUGACUUCGACCCAUCAGCAGACAUGCUUGUCCAUGACUUUGAUGAUGAACGCACCCUGGAGGAAGAGGAAAUGUUGGAGGCAUCAGAUGAAACCAACGCCAAUGAGAUUGAAGACCUUGCAAGGGAGGGAGAGAUGCCCAUUCAUGAGCUGCUGAAUCUGUAUGGUUAUGGCGGCGGUUCACCAGCAGAUGAGGAUGAAGAGGAGGAGGAAGAACCAGAGGAAGAAGAGGAUGAUGAUGAAGAGGAUGAGGAAGAGGACCUGGACAAUGAUGACAGCAGCAGAAGCACUGGCGAGUCGAAAAGAAACGAGGGUGAGGGUGUUAAAAUCUCAUCAGGACAGGGCGAUGAGGCCCAGGCAGCCUCUGAGGGUCGCACACGCUCAGUCCGGUCCCUUGGCACAGCAGAACUUAUUCGUCCCCAGAAACUCAAGUACUUUGAAAGUCAUAAUGAUGCAGAGGAGGAGUCAGAUGAAGAUGAGGACUAUGUUCCAUCUGAAGACUGGAAAAAGGAAAUCAUGGUGGGUUCCAUGUAUCAGGCAGAGACCCCUGUUGGCUUGUGUAAAUAUAAAGACAAUGAAAAAGUUUAUGAAAAUGAUGACCAGUUAUUGUGGAACCCAGAGUGUCUUCCUGAGGGCAAAGUGGUGGAGUUCUUGACGGAGGCAUCAAGGCGGACGGGAGAGGAGAAAGGAGUUGAUGCAAUCCCAGAGGGAUCCCAUAUAAAAGAUAAUGAACAGGCGUUGUAUGAGCUCGUGAAAUGUGACUUUGACACAGAGGAAGCUUUAAGAAGACUUAGGUUUAAUGUAAAAGCAGCCAGAGAUUGUCUUGCUGAUGCCAGAUUAACACUUGUUCUCUCUGUGACAGAGGAGCUAUCUGUCUGGACUGAAGAGGAAUGUAGAAAUUUUGAACAAGGACUAAAAGCUUAUGGGAAAGACUUUCAUUUAAUACAGGCCAACAAGGUGAGAACUAGGUCUGUAGGAGAAUGUGUGGCCUUUUAUUACAUGUGGAAGAAGUCUGAGCGUUAUGAUUUCUUUGCACAGCAAACCAGACUUGGGAAAAGGAAAUACAACCUUCACCCUGGUGUCACAGACUACAUGGACAGAUUACUAGAUGAGACAGAGAGCGCGACGUCCAGCCGGGCGGCGUCGCCUCCUCCCACCACCUCCAGCAGCAGCGCCAGCCACUCUGAGAGGGAAGACGGCAGCAGUCAGAACGGUAUUGCAGGUCACAAUUCAAGCCACCCAGUGGACAGCGCUCAGUUGCCCCCAGCUAAUCAAGUCAAACCUGAGUCAGUUCAGUCCAAUGGUCCCUCCCACCCCGCAGCCGAAGCUCCUCCUCCAAUUCCAGACAACAACUCCAACGGCUGCAGCCAGCCCAGUGCACCUAGCCACAACAGAAAUGGUUCUCUGGAGCCUCUGCUGGACCACAGAGACACAGCAACAGCACACGAAAGGCCGGCCAAGAGAUGCAGGACGGAGGCAGAGCCGUUGGGCCAAAGUGAGGUGGAGCCAUCCAGAACGCAGGAGAACUGAAGUGAUGUUUAAUAAUAGACGCUGAAUCGGGGUGAAAAAAAAUAGCCCCUACUUGUCCUCUUAUCGGCAGAGGUGAUGAGGAAGAUGAGCCCCUCUUAGCCUGUGAGCACAGUGUCUCCUGAGAGCAAAGACUCCCUCUUUGAUAAGGUCACUGAAAAUCACACCUUGAAGAACACAGCCAACCAAACAGCAGCUGGUCUCCCCGUCCCUCCAACCAUCCAUGUACUGACUGCCUGCAAAGCUCAUCCCAAAGUACCACAGCUCCAUCAAGUCCUACGAAAACAUCUUCUACCCAUCGUCUUUAUUCCUUUUCUGGAGACCGACUGACAAAAUUUUGCCAAGAAUUUUCCUUUUUCUAUUUGUACUCAAAGAAAAGAAAUCACCAGUGAUAUUUUUUUACGCAAGAGAUAUUUAUAUUUUUUAACAAAAGAAAACUAUGAUGGGUAACUGCUGUUCAAGCUAUUUGAAUGUUUGAUGAAACAGGGGACAUGUUUUUAAAAAUUCUGUGCUUAGGUUGUUAAAAAGAGGCAAAGCAGGCGAACACAAGAUGAGCGAGGUUGGUGCUGGCCCUCUUUAGUUGCACUUUGAUUGUAUGUUUCUCAUCUUUAUUGAUAAGGAGUGGUGUCGAAAACCCAGCAGAAAUUACAUUUUCACUCCUCCUUCACUUCUGAACCCGCUCCUGCCUCCACCAUGGCUUUGUUUGAUUCUGAUAAAUAAACCAAUGGGUUAGUCCCCCUGCAGGUUUGUUUGUGUAAAGCAGCUGACAUCAGUGAUGUCCUGUAUAAUAACUCAUCAUGUAGAAGAUCGCUGUAUUUUUGGAUUCUCAUGGUCAGUGCUUUGCUCAACGCUUUGUUUUUACUAGACAGAAUGUCCAUGAUUUUUAAUGUAAAGUUUGUAUAGAUUUCUUACCUUGAGCAGUUGGUACAUUUUUUAUAACUGUCUGUUCAUCUCUGUAUUUUCUGGUCUUCCUAGUGGGCUGUGCUUUUUGUUGACAGAUCUUUCGCCUGUGUUGCUCUGAGAUGGGUGUAAUAAAACGUAGCCAUUCCUCUUUCCCUCUCUGUUUGGCAGCACUUCCCAUUCCUGCGUGACCCUGCUCAGUCUGAAGUGUUUGUUGCGGAGGGCCUCACCUUUUGUGUGUUUAAUAAAAAUUUAAAAAACAAACAAAAAACAAGCCCCACAUUGUGUUUGAGUGCUGGCUGCCUUUGGUUUAAAACCUCAAAGUGCUUGGUUCCAACUGUUUUUCUUCAGCAAGUGGCUUCAGAGCAGUGGAUUUCCAGCAGUUUAACAGACCAGGUUGACACACGGUGUGUGACCUGGAAGACUUUCAUUUGUGUUGGUACAGUAGGCGUUCAGCUUAAUGCUUUAGUGUUUUACUUUGUACUCCAGCUUUGAACUUACAUUCACAAAUUUAAGAUAAGUUUGUCUCAAAUAACGUUGAUCCAUGUAGUCUUUUCUUUCCCUUUGUUGACAAUAAUGUCCUGUUUUGUUUUGUUUUGUUUUUUCUCUGUAAAUGACGACAUGAAUAAAAAUGAAGUGUAUUCCAAGUCUGGUUAUGGAUGGAAUAACAUUGGUUAUAUUUAAUAAAUGUAUUAAUGAGUA